CCGGCAAGUGGGCAGCCUGGCAACGCUGUCACAAGAACAACCAGCUGUGCGGGUUAAAUUCUAUUGCGCAACAGUAGAGAAUCACAAAACACAAGAAGCACACACAGCCACAGACAGCCGUUCAAAAUGCAAAGCCCAAUUCAAAGGUUGGUGUACACAUUCGGUCAUCGCACCUGCAGCCAAUUGCCGCUGAUCGCAGCGAUAUCGAGCACAAAACCACCGACAAUGGCCUACUCUGCCCGCCAAUCCUCAUCCGUGCUGGCCACGGAGUCGUCCAACAAGGGUAUGAUCAUCCUAAACCGUCCCAAGGCGCUGAACGCCAUCAAUCUCGAGAUGGUGCGCAAGAUCUAUAAGCACCUGAAAAAGUCCGAGAAGACCAAGUCGCUGAUGAUCAUCAAGGGCACCGGCGACAAGGCCUUUUGCGCCGGCGGAGAUGUUCGUGCCCUGGUCGAGGCUGGCCCCACGGACGAGUCGAAGAGCUUCUUUCGGGAGGAAUACAGCACGAACGCCCUGAUCGGCAACUACAAGAUACCCUACAUCGCCAUUAUCGAUGGCAUCACCAUGGGCGGUGGCGUGGGACUGAGUGUGCACGGCCAAUACCGAGUGGCCACCGAUCGGACUCUGUUCGCCAUGCCAGAGACGGCUAUUGGCCUGUUCCCCGACGUGGGCGGCUCCUACUUUCUUCCCCGACUGCAGGGAAAGCUUGGACUCUACCUGGGACUGACAGGAUAUCGACUGCGUGGCGGGGAUGUCUUCUACUCGGGCAUUUCCACGCACUACUGUGAGAGCAGCAAGAUCCCUGAACUCGAGACGGCGCUGCUCAACUGUCCGGAUGCGGAUGAUGUGCCAGAGCUGCUCCAGAAAUUCCAUUCCACUCCAGAGAAACCCUUUUCGCUGCAACCCGUGCUGGAACAGAUCAACAAAAACUUCUCGGCGGACUCGGUGGAGGGCAUUUUGGAGAACCUCCAAAAUGACGGCAGCGAAUGGGCCAAAAAGACGCUUGAGACCCUCUCUAAGAUGUCUCCCACCUCGAUGAAGGUCACUUUCCGCCAACUGGAGCUCGGCUCGCAGCUGUCGCUGGCUCAGUGCCUCAUCAUGGAGUACCGUCUGGCCGUCCGUCAUCUGGAGUGCAGCGACUUUAAGGAGGGAGUGCGCGCCCUUCUCAUCGACAAGGAUCAGAAGCCGCAGUGGCAGCCAACCCAGCUGGCCGAUGUCACCGAGGAACAUGUGCAAUGGUUCUUCCGCAAACUGCCGGACACUGAGGAACUCAAGCUGUAAUGUAGCAGGCCUAGUUGUGUUUUUGUUUGAGCGUGCCAAUCCUAUUUGUCUUCCGUUACGCCGCUCAUUUUUAUGCACACACUUAUGAACACCUUUGUAUAUAACUUUGCAAGCUUGAGUUAUGUUAUGCAUGGUUCCUUGCCUGCCUUUUUUUUGCAAUAUUUGUUAUCUUUACUUUUACAGUUAUAUGGCCAUAUUUUGACGACUGCUGUCGCUUAAUUAUCCGCAAUCUCUUCUCUGUUUCAUUCCAACAGCGACUAACUUCGAGGGAAAUCCUUGCAACCGUCUGUAUUUACCAAUAACGAUCGUGAAAUUCAAUGCAUUUAUAUAUGAUAUACAUAUAUGCCUAUAUAUAUUAUAUACAAUUCGUAGUCCUAAUACAAUCAGUAAUUGUGCCUAAAGAAUCGUUAGAAUUCGUUUAACAAGAAUAAAGUGAAGUGUAUAUGUUUAAUAA
Molecule: messenger RNA, 1732 nt
Organism: Drosophila rhopaloa
Lineage: Eukaryota; Metazoa; Arthropoda; Insecta; Diptera; Drosophilidae
Gene: Hibch
Product: 3-hydroxyisobutyryl-CoA hydrolase, mitochondrial
Exons: 3
Coding region: 127-1278 (383 amino acids)
Biological process (GO): L-valine catabolic process
Cellular component (GO): mitochondrion
Molecular function (GO): 3-hydroxyisobutyryl-CoA hydrolase activity
Source: RefSeq, a predicted model, not a curated record